Messenger RNA from Xenopus laevis (African clawed frog), 3453 nucleotides. Its product is annotated as provisional ortholog of leucine rich repeat containing 8 VRAC subunit C L homeolog. Gene Ontology annotation, cellular component: plasma membrane. The coding region runs from base 286 to 2682 and encodes 798 amino acids. The transcript has 3 exons. The record is from RefSeq and is a predicted model, not a curated record. Lineage: Eukaryota; Metazoa; Chordata; Amphibia; Anura; Pipidae.
UUGGCCCUCUGUGUGGGCUGUUUAGGCCUCUGUGUACCUGAAAUGUCAGGGCUUAUUUCAAUUCUCAGUCCAGACCUGGAUACAGUGGUGGGCCCUGAUGCUCCCACACACUUCAAGCAGAUGGUACAUCUUUCAGGCACUGGCACAUGGCUGAAUGACCGUUAUCUGUUGGCAGACUCCACAUGUUUUACCAGCAAUAAAGCCACAACCCUGCUAAAGGUAAUUAGAGCGUGAGAGAAGGUUGCAUGAUAACAACACAGCACCAGCAGUGGUGGAUCACAGAGCAUGAUUCCAGUGACAGAAUUCCGUCAGUUUUCUGAGCAGCAGCCAGCUUUCCGUGUGCUCAAGCCCUGGUGGGAUGUGUUCAUGGACAAUCUCUCGGUGGCCAUGCUGAUGAUAGGAGGGUUUGGGUGCACAUUACAGAUCAUGCCAGUCAAGAUCCUAUGUUUGCCAGAAAGAAUACAGACUGUUCACAAUUCUUCAGACUAUAAUACAUUAAAUUCCCUGACCAAUAGCUUGUCGGCCUCUCCACCAAAUCCAAUGGCACCAGGGACAGUUGAAAUGAAGGGGCUCAAAACCAACUUAGACAUUCAGCAGUACAACUUUAUAAGCUACAUGUGCUAUGAGCUUGCCAUUCCAUGGUAUACCAAAUAUUUUCCUUACCUGGUUCUACUUCAUACGUUAAUGUUUAUGAUUUGUAGCAACUUUUGGUUUAAAUAUCCAGGUUCAUGUUCAAAAAUUGAGCUUUUUAUAACAGUACUAUGGAAAUGUUUUGACUCUCCUUGGACAACCAGAGCCUUGUGCAAUGUGUCUGGCGAAGAACCAAAAGAGAAACACAGCAAAAAGAACAGUGUGAACAAGCCUAACAUAAGCCAGCCAGUAACUGAGACUCCAUUGUUAAAACCAGCAGCUGACACUUCUAUUGUGGGUAAAGCUGCUGCCAGAGAUAUGGAUGAGAAGGAACGAGAGCAAGCCAAAGCCUUGUUUGAGAAGGUGAAAAAAUUUCGACAUCACGUGGAAGGAGGCGUUCUUCUUUAUAUUACAUAUGUCAACCAAAUCAUAUUUAAAUUGCUCCAUUUUCUGUUUGUCAUUGGAUACAAUGGUGCAUUGGUUUCAGAAAUACAGUUUACUGUAGACUGUAAGGUUGAUAUAGAAGAUGUGACAGGAUACAAUCAUUUCUAUUGUAAUCUUCCUAUGGGUCCUCUGUUUUCUAAGUUGUCCUUUUUUUAUCUCUGCCUUGUGGGUGUUUACGGCCUCUCUUGCCUCUAUACAUUAUAUUGGCUAUUCUAUCGCUCUUUAAAGGAAUAUUCCUUUGAAUAUGUCCGUUUGGAGACUGGCAUCAACGAUAUCCCAGAUGUCAAAAAUGAUUUAGCUUUCCUGUUCCACAUGAUAGAUCAAUAUGACCCUUUGUAUUCCAAGCGCUUUGCUGUGUUCCUCUCUGAAGCCAGUGAAAACAAGUUAAAACAAUUGAACUUAAACAAUGAGUGGACAGCAGAAAAGCUGAGGCAAAAGCUUCAAACAAAUGCAUCCAGCCGACUGGAGUUACAAUUGUUUAUGCUCUCUGGCCUUCCAGAUACUAUAUUUGAAAUAAGGGAAAUACAGUCUUUAAAGUUGGAAAAUAUACCUAAUGUUAUGAUUCCAGCAGCCAUUGCUCAGCUAGACAAUCUACAAGAACUGUCCUUGUGUCAGUGUCCUGCUAAGAUUCACAGUGCAGCCUUGGCAUUCCUAAAGGAGAAUCUGCACAGUUUGAGUGUUAAGUUCAUUGAUGCCCGAGACAUUCCACCAUGGAUAUAUGGCUUAGGAAACUUGGAGGAACUGCGCCUGACUGGUUCCUUAAACCCAGAAAUAGCAAAAACCAUCCCAUUUGAUUCAUUCAAAAAGCUGAAGAGCCUGAAACACCUAUUUAUAAAUAGCAAUGUAACCAGUAUCCCUCAGCAUGUUGUCGAUAUUUCCGCUCAGCUUCAGAAACUCAGCAUUGACAAUAAUGGAAUCAAGUUGGUCACACGGAGCAGUCUGAAGAACAUGUCCAAUCUCAUGACACUGGAGCUUAUAAACUGCAAAUUGGACCGCAUUCCAAAUUCAAUAUUUAGCCUUUUAGCACUAAAAGAACUGGAUUUAAAGAAGAAUAACCUAAAGUCGAUUCAAGAAAUAGCAAGUUUUCAAAAUCUGCAGAAACUUUCUAUCUUAAAGUUGUGGCACAACAGCAUUACAAAGAUCCCAGAUCAUAUACACCGACUAGCAAACUUGGAGCAGCUUUAUAUUAGUCACAAUAAUAUAGGGGACCUUCCCUAUGAGUUGUUUUUGUGCUACAAACUCCGGCACCUGGAGCUGUCCAACAAUAGCAUCAGGUCAAUUCCACAUUAUAUUGGAAUGCUCAUCAACUUAAAGUAUUUCUCCGUUUCUUUCAACCAAAUAGAAACCAUCCCAGAUGAACUGUACUUGUGCAGGGAACUGGAGAGUCUGAACUUUAGACACAAUCAGUUACUCACACUCUCACCAAACAUUGGCAACCUGGCACACCUCUCAUGCUUGGACCUUAAAGACAAUCCCAUUGGAACUUUGCCACCAGAACUUGGUUCUUGCCAAGCCCUGAAAAGGAAUGGACUCGGUGUUGAAGAGAGGCUUUUUGAAACAUUGCCAUUCGACAUUAGAGACAAAAUGACAAAGGAACAAAUUACUUAAAUGUUUAUAUUUAAUUUGUUGAUAGGCAGACACCUAUUCUAUAGCAUAAAUGUGAGAAAUACACAAAGCAGCAAUUUAGAUGUGCAAAUGUUUACACUUCACUGGAAAGUGAAUCAUAUGAAGGUAUUUAGGGCAGAUAUACUAGCCCUAGUGGGAGGUCUGGUAUGAAAUGGGCAACUUACUGGACAAUAGGUGAGAUGUUCCUGGUAUUGCAUCAUACUGUAAUUGCGGCUGGAAAUAGAAUAAAGCUUUAUAGUAGCUCUACAUCUUUUCAUUAUAGCUUAUGGGAAUAUGUUGCUCCAAGCAACAAUACCAGCACCUAGGGACUCGUAGAGAAGUCUUUCAUUUUCUAAUACAAGGCUUUCUUUUUGUUAUUUUUAGAAUGUAUUUUUCUGAUCAGUCCUUCCCCUAUUGUCCAGUCAGCUAUCCCAACCACUCACCAUUGAUAGGGCAAUAAAGCAACCAAAUAGUAAUGAAAUCGUUGCAUGAAAAAAAAAAUUGCCUAGUAGUCAACACCAUAAUAAAAUGUAGUUUUACAGUUAACAGUUCAAGUUACUGUUCAUGAUUUAGAGAUUCGAUGUUACGUUUUUCUUUGUUUGUUAUGAUGGCUCAGGAUACUCUACUUAAAAUAGCCCUUUAUUUAUUAAAACGAAUUACAGUGCAUUUAAAAUGGUUUGUGACAUUAUUUGCAACGGAGAUGUGUCCUAAUAUGCCUACAUUCUCUCCUGUAUAUAUGAAACUCAUUGAUAAUAAUAAAGAUUUCACUUACAC